AUGCCCGCUCGGCCCGUCGCCGUGGCCCUUUCCACCGUCAUGGCUGGGUCGGCUCUCAACCUGCUCGACGCGACCGUCCCCGACGCCUGCAAGCGCAUGUGCGAGCCCGUCGCGCUGCUCUCGGGCGCCUGCACGCGCGCCGAGGUCGACGUGUUUCCGCCGCUCGCAGACGUCCCCUGCCCAGAGGACCCCGCGUCCGACGACGGCGCCGAUGGGGAUGGGCCUCCAAUAUCAGUCUGGGCGCCGCCGAGAGUGCCCACCAACCGCACCCUGAUCCUCAAGAUAUCCUUGCCGCUUUCGCGGACCAUGAUCUUGGCCCCUGGCGCCGUUGGUGUCGCCGACCCGAGCGGCCUGCUGGUGUCACUACUCAACAUCACUCUCCCCCUGCCAAGAGGCAAAGGAAAAGGCAAGGGAAAGGGCAAGGGCAGUGGCAAGCCACGUCCCACCAGCACUCCUUGCAAGGCCGAGCGUCAGCGCCUCGAGAAGGCCUCCUUCCGGAGCGCCUGCUACUGCCAGAACCAGAGUUUCGACGUCGCCCAGAUAUCUGGCCUAUGCGCCAACUGUAUCCUCCAGCAUCGGUGCGAUGGCCCAGGGGGUCGGAGAGCGGCGUUCGACUCGCGAAGAAUCUUGGCGCAAUGCGGUUUUCCGCAAGCCUCCUUCACCCCAGACUCGGCAAAGCUGGUCGACGGCAUCACCAUCAUCGCCCUGUUGCCCACCCGCGUCGCAUCUCCGCCGGGCGGGAGCACGACGACAGGGCCCUUCUUCGCCCCGGCCGCGGCAACGCGCACUCCUACCCCAGCUACGUCAUGGUCCAGCGUGAGGAGGAACCCAGAGGUGCCGACAAUUACCGCCAUUUACGUCCCAGCCCCGGAGCAACAAAGGAGCGGAAGCGCACAUCCGAUCUCGAUUUCGAUUUUGCAUUUGACACUUGUUCACCUUGUCGUCCUGGGCGCUUGGCUUGCGUAA
This is a messenger RNA of Gaeumannomyces tritici R3-111a-1, 966 nucleotides long. RefSeq lists its product as hypothetical. Lineage: Eukaryota; Fungi; Ascomycota; Sordariomycetes; Magnaporthales; Magnaporthaceae. Bases 1 to 966 code for a protein of 321 amino acids. The record is from RefSeq and is a predicted model, not a curated record. The transcript is spliced from 2 exons.